This is a messenger RNA of Brassica rapa (field mustard), 1482 nucleotides long. Its product is annotated as cyclin-dependent kinase A-1. The record is from RefSeq and is a predicted model, not a curated record. Gene Ontology annotation, biological process: G1/S transition of mitotic cell cycle; regulation of gene expression; signal transduction. Gene Ontology annotation, molecular function: cyclin binding; cyclin-dependent protein serine/threonine kinase activity; ATP binding. Gene Ontology annotation, cellular component: nucleus; cytoplasm; cyclin-dependent protein kinase holoenzyme complex. NCBI's taxonomy places the organism in Eukaryota, Viridiplantae, Streptophyta, Magnoliopsida, Brassicales, Brassicaceae.
AGAAUAUUUAUUAAGAAAAACAACGAAUUUUCGAUGCACACGAAAAAGAAAAGGAAAAAGAAAAAGAAAAAGAAAACCCUGAGUCAAUCGCCUUCUUCUCUAGUCCACUCUCUUGAAACUGCACAGAAACCACCGCCACUCUCUCUCUCCACACUGCCUGGAUCGUCGCCGAUAUACAAAGUUGGGAGAUUGCUUUUCAGCUUAUGGAUCAGGUUGGUCGAAGUUCAUAGUCAUUGACGAAUCUGUCGGUUGAUUGAUCGUGCUGAUAAUGUUGCAGUACGAGAAAGUUGAGAAGAUCGGUGAAGGAACCUACGGUGUGGUUUAUAAGGCACGAGACAAGGUGACUAAUGAGACUAUUGCUUUGAAGAAGAUCCGGCUCGAGCAGGAGGAUGAAGGUGUACCUAGCACAGCCAUUAGAGAGAUCUCCCUCUUGAAAGAAAUGCAGCACAGCAACAUUGUCAAGUUGCAGGAUGUUGUGCACAGCGAGAAGCGUUUGUAUCUUGUUUUUGAGUAUCUUGACCUGGAUCUCAAGAAGCACAUGGACUCCUCUCCUGAUUUCUCCAAGGAUCUGCAUAUGAUCAAAACCUAUCUUUACCAGAUUCUCCGUGGAAUCGCGUAUUGCCACUCUCACAGGGUUCUCCACCGUGAUCUGAAGCCGCAGAAUUUGUUGAUUGAUCGCGCCACAAACUCACUAAAGCUUGCAGAUUUUGGACUGGCCAGAGCUUUCGGUAUCCCCGUCAGGACAUUUACUCAUGAGGUGGUUACUCUCUGGUACCGAGCACCUGAGAUACUCCUAGGUUCUCAUCAUUACUCUACACCCGUUGAUAUUUGGUCUGUGGGAUGCAUAUUUGCCGAGAUGAUCACCCAAAAGCCCCUGUUUCCUGGAGACUCCGAGAUUGAUCAACUCUUCAAGAUUUUCAGAAUCAUGGGAACUCCAAACGAAGAUACAUGGCCCGGUGUAACUUCGCUGCCCGAUUACAAAUCUGCUUUGCCUAAAUGGAAACCAACGGACUUAGAAUCUUUUGUCCCGAAUCUGGAUCCCGAGGGAAUAGAUCUCCUAUCUAAAAUGCUGUUAAUGGAUCCCACCAAAAGAAUCAACGCAAGAGCUGCCCUGGAGCAUGAUUACUUCAAGGAUCUUAGCGUCAUGCCUUAGACAAUGCUUCAGAACAAGGAAUCUCCUUCAUUCACUAUAUAUAUAAUUAUCUCUCAAUCCUUGUUAAUCCGAAGAAAAUGAAUCAAAAUACAUCAAGUGGCUUUUAUUUUGUGCAAUCAUUUUUUGGGAGUAGUUUUUUUCUUCUUCUAAGCGUUUGAGAUGAUUUUUUGUGUUAUCUUUUUUUACCCAAGUUCAGUAUGCCUUAUAUAUGUUUUUAUUUUGCAAAAUCUCAUACUAUUGUAGUGAUUAUCAUCUGAUGAUCAUUAUGUAAUGUAUCUUAUUGUAUGUUUUCAUCAAUUUGAGUAUGGUCCUGACAUGGAUUAAAGUUU